Molecule: messenger RNA, 1028 nt
Organism: Zerene cesonia (dogface butterfly)
Lineage: Eukaryota; Metazoa; Arthropoda; Insecta; Lepidoptera; Pieridae
Gene: cyp33
Product: peptidyl-prolyl cis-trans isomerase
Exons: 5
Coding region: 100-1017 (305 amino acids)
Biological process (GO): protein folding; protein peptidyl-prolyl isomerization
Cellular component (GO): intracellular membrane-bounded organelle
Molecular function (GO): peptidyl-prolyl cis-trans isomerase activity; RNA binding
Source: RefSeq, a predicted model, not a curated record
UAGCAAUCAACAUUCGUGACGGUUUCUGAAAUCUGAAUUUAUAGGUUACAAUAAGUUGUAAAUAAACAAAUUUGAAACGUUUUUAAAAAUAAUAACACGAUGAGUAGCAAACCAAACUCAAAACGUACAAUCUACGUUGGUGGAUUAGCUGAGGAAGUAGAUGAGAAAGUUUUACAUGCCGCUUUUAUUCCGUUUGGCGAUCUUGUUGAUGUGCAAAUACCAUUGGAUUAUGAAACUGAAAAGCACAGAGGUUUCGCGUUCAUAGAGUUCGAAAAUGCUGAGGAUGCAGCUGCCGCUAUCGAUAACAUGAAUGACUCAGAAUUAUUUGGUCGAACAGUAAGAGUGAAUGUUGCGGCACCUCAGAGAAUAAAGGAAGGAUCCACAAGACCUGUGUGGUCAGAAGACAGUUGGUUACAGAAGCAUGCUGGUGAGACCCUGGGCGUCGGUAAAGAUACUGAGGAUAAUACAAAUGAAGGAAAGACGGACACUGUUACAUCAAUCGCACCAAAGGUAACGGAAAAGAAGAAUCCGCAAGUAUACUUUGAUAUAUGUGUUGGUAAGCAAGAGAUUGGUCGAAUAAUAAUGAUGCUUCGAGCAGAUAUUGUUCCCAAGACUGCAGAAAACUUCAGGGUGCUAUGUACGCAUGAAAAGGGGUUUGGAUAUCAGGGUAGCGGCUUUCACAGGAUCAUUCCAGAUUUUAUGUGUCAAGGUGGAGAUUUUACCAAUCACAAUGGGACGGGAGGGAAGUCAAUAUAUGGGAGGAAAUUUGAAGACGAGAAUUUCACAUUAAAACACACUGGCCCUGGUAUAUUGAGUAUGGCGAACUCUGGGCCUAAUACAAAUGGAUCACAAUUCUUCCUUUGCACAGCUAAAACGGAAUGGCUGGACGGAAAGCACGUGGUGUUUGGCCACGUGAUCUCCGGAUUGGAUGUUUUGAAGAAGAUGGAGCGAUAUGGGAGCAAGGGUGGCACUACGUCGGCUAAAGUUACUAUAAGCAAUUGUGGAGAAUUACAAUAGUUUUUAUUCAA